AUGAGCAACUACAGUGUGUCUUUGGUCGGCCCGGCUCCUUGGGGUUUCAGGCUUCAGGGGGGCAAGGAUUUCAACAUGCCUCUGUCCAUCUCUCGG
Mesitornis unicolor (brown roatelo) is the source of this 96-nucleotide messenger RNA. Its product is annotated as PDZ and LIM domain protein 5-like. Gene Ontology annotation, molecular function: muscle alpha-actinin binding; actin binding. The transcript has a single exon. The annotation marks the transcript as partial. The record is from RefSeq and is a predicted model, not a curated record. Gene Ontology annotation, biological process: muscle structure development; actin cytoskeleton organization; heart development. Gene Ontology annotation, cellular component: stress fiber; adherens junction; filamentous actin. NCBI's taxonomy places the organism in Eukaryota, Metazoa, Chordata, Aves, Mesitornithiformes, Mesitornithidae.